Archocentrus centrarchus (flier cichlid) is the source of this 1871-nucleotide messenger RNA. It is a transcript of the gene tekt4, whose product is annotated as tektin 4. Bases 170 to 1507 code for a protein of 445 amino acids. Gene Ontology annotation, cellular component: sperm flagellum; nucleus; microtubule cytoskeleton. The record is from RefSeq and is a predicted model, not a curated record. Gene Ontology annotation, biological process: cilium movement involved in cell motility; cilium assembly. The transcript is spliced from 7 exons. NCBI's taxonomy places the organism in Eukaryota, Metazoa, Chordata, Actinopteri, Cichliformes, Cichlidae.
CCAAAGCGCCAGACAACAUGUGUUACCAGGCAACACCAAACAAACCUGCAGCUUAGUCAGGACUGUUAAUUGUUGUUACUGGGGCUAAUUUUGACUUAGGAUUAAAUUUGCUCAGAUCGUGAAUAAAUCAACUCGGAUUUCUUGUAGGGCAUUUAGCUUGUCAAAAAAAAUGUGCUCGGAUGUUUUAGUAUCACGGCCUCACUAUGACAGCAGAGCUGUAGCUCAGGGAGUCCCGGAGAAAGAUCCUCCUGUAGCGGUUCCUGAGGUCCCGCAGCCGUCCUCUGGCUCAGCCACAGCGGGGUACCGCUCGGCUAAAUACAUCCCGACUGAAUGGUUCUCCAGCUACCAGACUUUACUUCAGCAAGCCAGUACCAGCUGCCACGCGGCUACGAACAUCCAGCGAGAGUCCAGAACUCUGAACCAAGACACCGAGGGAGCCACUUUUAAGAUCCAGGCCGAAGGAACACGUCUACUGGGAGAGAGACUACAAGAGAUCCACUACUGGAAGUCUGAGCUGCAGCGACACAUCGAGCUGCUGCUGUCCGACACUGAGUCGCUGGUGGCGCUGAAGACGCGGUUGGAGAAGGCCCUGGACGCCACCGAGAUCCCCUAUGCCAUCGCCACCGAUAAUCUGAACUGCAGGGCGAGAAGGCUGGGGCCGGACCUGGUCAGAGACACGGUGGAAGAGGAGCUGUUGAAGGAAGUGGACUUGAUCAGGAGUGUCCAGGCUCUUCUGAAGAGGACUACAGCUCAAGUUGUCAGUCAGAUCAAGUCGAAUAGAGAAGCCAAGCAGACUUUAGAGAUGGAUUGGUCUGACAAAUACCAGGCCUACUAUUUUGAUGACCACAGUGGAAGACACAGUAACAUGAGCUCAGAUACACAGCAUCAUCCCAGCUCAGCUGCUAUGCAGGAGCAGGUGUCCAGCCACCCAUCAUGGACGAAGUUUACACAGGACAACCUGUCCAAGGCCAUGCAGGAGGAAGAGGCCACCAACAGUCUCAGAGUGCUGGUGGAGCAAGUGCUGCAGGACACCACCGAGGAUCUGAGAAUCCAGUGCUCCAGUGUUGACCGAGCCUUCAGCCAGCGCUGUGUGGAGCUGAAUGAGGCCAAGACCUGGCUGAAUAUGCAGCUCACACAGAUCUUGGAGCAAAUUGGUGCCCAGGAGAAAAACAUCGUGGCUCUACAGCAGGCCAUUCACAACAAAGAAGCUCCUCUGAGAGUAGCUGAGUCCAGACUUUACCUUCGCUCCCUCAGACCCAACAUGGAGCUCUGCAGGGAUGAACCCCAGCUCAGCUUGGAAGGGGAGGUGAAGCAGAUUGAUGGCACUCUGGCAUCUCUGAACCGGGAACUGAGCAAAGCCAGAGAGUCCCUGUCUCACCUGGAGGAGUCACGCAUGGCAGUGGAGAAAGACAUCAACUGCAAAACCCACUCACUGUUCAUUGAGAGGGAAAAGUGCAUGACUCACCGUAAACGAUACCCAACCAGUUCAGCACUGUCAGGAUACUGAAGGGUUUGACACUUCAGAGUGUUUGUUUGAUUGCUUUUGUGUGUUGCUGAAAUUAGUAAAGAAAAGUCAUGUGUACAAGAACAGCUGAAACCCGGAGAAAAUACUGCAUUUCAGUUUAUUUUCAUAGCCACAAUUUUCUUUAUUCAUUCACUUUACUAAAAGGUUGGCAAUAUGCGACUCAUACAGAACUAGUCAAGAGUACAAGAGUUAAAAACUGCAACAUCGGAGGAAAACCCGUAACUACAAGCAAUGCAUAACAGGUGCACAGCUGAGAGAAAACAGGCAACAACAUUAGAUCACCGUUUUAUAUGAAUAUGCACUUCUGAGAUAUGGAUAUCAUUUAAAUAAACAUGAUUCUUUGCAA